AUGACACCUAGUGAGAGAGGCGAGGGGGAGUACAAGUACAGGUUUGAUACUUGCACGUUGACCUUUCAAUCCACCGGCAUCGGUAAUCAAGGUCCAUAUGCAGUGCAGCUGGAGAUGGAGGACUUCCCCACAGACACCAUCUUACUCAUUCAGAGUGAUGGCCAGGAGACGACGAGGACUCCCAGCGACGCUCUCAGCAAAAUACCUCUGAGGUUUGCUUUCAUUGUGGACCCUGCAGUGCCAUCCUGCACUGAAGGACACUACUUGCCCAGGUUUCUGCUUCCAACCCCAGUAAAUGGAGCUCGGCUCUACGCCUAUAUUAACGAGACUCUGGAAAUCAACAUCUUGGCAGACACAGCCAACUCUGUAAUUACCAAGCUUUUGCUCAGUGGGCCGCAUGGUGUUGUAAACCAACCCAGAGGAUCAGGACAGUUUACUCUGAGUUGGACUCCGUCUGACUUGGAGGAUGGAGAAGACCAUCCCAUCUGCUUCGUAGUGGAGGCAGAGAAUAGGACCAUCCACCACAACUCAACAACCAACAACUUCAACUGUACUGCCUACGACUGCCCUGGAAACUACAGCCGACACUACCCUCGGAACAAAGGAUCAGUAGGUGCCGAGCAGAAGUGCAGAGAUGAAGAAGCUCAGAGAGCAGCGACACUGAGCAUCACUCCCCACAGAUCUCAGUUCUUCUCGUAUGAAACCAUUUCUCUGAAGUGUGAGGCAAACUCCACUGGCUGGACAGUGAGCAGAAGAACUACGACACCUACUCCUCAGAAGUGUGGUCGAGGCUGGGCACUCCCUGUGGAGUCCUCCUGCCUCAUUGAGGACUCGUACAGAUCGGACACUGGAGCGUACUGGUGUCAAUCCACCACGGGGGCAUGCAGCAACACCAUCAACAUCACAGUGACCGAUGGUGUUGUGAUCCUGGAGAGCCCUGCGUAUCCUGUGAUGGAAGGAGACAACGUGACACUUGGUUGCUCCUACAGGAAAGAUGAGCAAUCACCAAUAAAGUCAGACUUCCUUGCUGCCUUCUACAAAGAUGGUGCUUUCAUUGGGAAGGAGAGUUCAGGGAAGCUGACCAUCGAACGCGUGUCCAAGAAGGACGAAGGUUUCUAUAAGUGUCAACACCCCUCAGAAGGAGCGUCACCUCAGAGCCUGCUGACAGUGAGUGUUAGACAUAAGAAUCCAACUGCUUCGACCACUCCUCCUCCUGCUCCUCCUCCUCCUCCUCCCAUAACUUUGACCAGGCUGAUCGGUUUCAUCCUGUUGUUUGUCAUCUACACAGUCAUCCUCAUACUGGCUGUGUACUUGUACCGAAGGUGUGCUCGAGGUAAGAAAACAACUACAAUGGAAAGAUAAAUGUAGAUAUUGAACAAAAUAUGACUUGAAAGCAUUUUCCCUUAGAAAAAAUAGAUUUUAGAUCUACCAGUGUGGGCCAAAUAAAGGAAAUUUGCUGUUUUGUAAAAUCUUGAAACACUGACAGUGUACAUGUUAUGUUUGUGUGCAUGUUAAUGCAAAAGAGUUGACAAAGUCCAAGCGAAACUCACCGCUGUCAUGAGAACUCUGUUCUGAAAACACUUGCCCAGGUUCCCACAAACACGGACACCUGCUGGUUUUUGAAGGGGCAGGUGAAUCCCAAAAUAUUGAAAUACCAACAAACAACAUGGGAGUGAUCAUAUAUGGGAACAGAAGAGAACAGAAGUCAUCCAGAGGUCAGACAGUGCCUUCACACAGACACAAGAUCUGCACCUGCACUUCCCUACCCAAACAAAUUAGAAUCUGUUUGGGUUGGGAUGUGCAUGUGGUGGGGGUCAUAAGAUUAUAAAGGUAGGUAUGGGCUGUCAUUUCAAUGACUGAAUGUCCAACAGG
This is a messenger RNA of Mugil cephalus (flathead mullet), 1872 nucleotides long. RefSeq lists its product as uncharacterized. The record is from RefSeq and is a predicted model, not a curated record. Gene Ontology annotation, biological process: cell surface receptor signaling pathway. Gene Ontology annotation, molecular function: transmembrane signaling receptor activity. Lineage: Eukaryota; Metazoa; Chordata; Actinopteri; Mugiliformes; Mugilidae. The transcript has 9 exons. Bases 1 to 1362 code for a protein of 453 amino acids.